Ipomoea nil (Japanese morning glory) is the source of this 1051-nucleotide messenger RNA. RefSeq lists its product as uncharacterized. Gene Ontology annotation, biological process: endoplasmic reticulum to Golgi vesicle-mediated transport; intracellular protein transport. The transcript is spliced from 2 exons. The coding region runs from base 194 to 862 and encodes 222 amino acids. The record is from RefSeq and is a predicted model, not a curated record. NCBI's taxonomy places the organism in Eukaryota, Viridiplantae, Streptophyta, Magnoliopsida, Solanales, Convolvulaceae. Gene Ontology annotation, cellular component: endoplasmic reticulum; endoplasmic reticulum membrane.
CCCGCCGACACGCUCCAACACGGUAAUACCACGGCGCUCAACUGCUCCUAGAAAUCCUAAAAUCAAACGUCGAAAUCCUCAUCUUUCUUUUAUUUGUGUGAAUUUUGAUUUAAUUUAUAGUUUCCUCUCCAGUUGAAUCUUUGAUUUAAGAGAGCGGCACUUUGAUUCCAAGAAUCUGAAAAAAAAAAAAAAAAUGUUGGCGCAAGCGCAGCUGCUAUUCACGGUGGCGUUCGGGGAGAUGGCGGUGAUACUACUGCUCCUCUUCAAGACGCCGUUGCGGAAGCUGCUGAUUAUCAGCCUGGACCGGGCCAAGCGCGGCCGCGGCCCGCUCGUAGUGAAGUCCGUCGCCGCCACCGUCUUUGUGCUCAUGAUCUACACCGUCUACUCCGUCCAAGAAAUCCAGUCGCGACCACUCGAAAGCAUCAAUCCCACCGAUCAGGUCCUCCUUGCCCAGCAAAUCCUUCAAGCCUCCCUCAUGGGGUUUGUACUCUUUCUUUCGCUGAUGAUAGACAGGCUGCAUCACUACAUAAGAGAGCUCCGCUUGCUCAGGAAGGCCAUGGAGGCUGCAAAGAAACACGAUCGAGGUUUUGAUAAUGGCAAGAAUGGCGGUGUGGAGGAGGUCAAUUCCCUAAAAGAGGAGAUCGCCUCAAUGAAGUCCAAGAUAAAGAAGCUGGAAUCAGAAUGCGAAGCAAAAGGGGAAGAGGUGAAAGCUCAGAAAGACAACUCCGAGUCCUUUAAAGGUCAGUCCGAAAAACUGCUACUCGAAUAUGGCCAGUUGCUGGAGGAGAAUCAACAUCUUCGAAGCCAACUUCAUGCACUCGACGAAAACUUAUCCCAUUCAAAUGGCAAGAAGAAUACUUAGUAGGCGAACGAGGAGCAAACGAUUAAUAGUUUUGAUAUCGUUUUAUGUUCAGACCAAAACUUGUCUUUAUAUUUCCUGGUUGAUUAUGAACACACGUCCCCAUGUUAUCUGUGAUUGUAUGUAUGUUUAUGAGUUUUGGAUCUUCUCAGGUUAUGAUAACAUCAUCAACCUAGUUCAUAGUUCCCCAAA